This is a messenger RNA of Radiomyces spectabilis, 578 nucleotides long. RefSeq lists its product as uncharacterized. Lineage: Eukaryota; Fungi; Mucoromycota; Mucoromycetes; Mucorales; Radiomycetaceae. The transcript has a single exon. The record is from RefSeq and is a predicted model, not a curated record. Bases 218 to 538 code for a protein of 106 amino acids.
UGGGGAUAUUCUUCAACCUGGUGUUGGCGGCGUUUGACAAGGACGUGUGAUUACCGGCGACUCCAGCCACUGUGCGGAAGCAUGUAGCUUUCGAUCGCCUGACGGAACAUAUCGUGCGCCUAUCUUCACGAAGAAUGAUCAAGGCAAUCGCAUCAGCAAAGCGUAGCUAUUCCGGAACAUUCGGAAAACUGACGAGCAGCCAUCGACCCUGCUCCAUAUGAUCGCUGCCAGUCAUUUGAAAUGCAUCUUGGCAGAAGAUUACACAGAAACGAAUAGCGAUAUCGCUAGCGUUGAUUGGACAUGGCGUCUGUGGAUGCGUGUAAUCUGUGCUCGUGCAAUGGAAGGUCUCGUUCUUAGCAAUGGAAGUAAAGGUCUCUUGGUGAACUGCGCAGAAGUAUACGGCCGAUCCCCAACCUUGGCGCAUCAUGAACGCACAAAGAUUAAACCAAGUGUUCAAUACCACCUUACUUCAUCACACCGCAAAUACGCAAACGUUGACCUGUUUGUCGUGAAAGAAGACAAACAUUACCAAGCUUGAACUUGCCACAAAAACGAUCAAUGCCCUGAUCACGUCAUUG